Messenger RNA from Achroia grisella, 1506 nucleotides. Its product is annotated as limulus clotting factor C-like. Lineage: Eukaryota; Metazoa; Arthropoda; Insecta; Lepidoptera; Pyralidae. The transcript is spliced from 7 exons. The coding region runs from base 141 to 1475 and encodes 444 amino acids. Gene Ontology annotation, biological process: proteolysis. The record is from RefSeq and is a predicted model, not a curated record. Gene Ontology annotation, molecular function: serine-type endopeptidase activity.
GAUCUGACCGAGUGACCGUAAGUGUACUCGUUGCCAUUUUUAAACGCAGUGCUAAAAAUGAAUUCUGUUGUUUUAUAAUUUAACGUAGUGUAUUAAAUUUAGUGUUGUGAAUUUUUUUAAUUAAUAAUUAGUAAAUAAAGAUGAAGUUCUUAAUUACUAUAGUCUUAAUUAGUGUAUUUGGAUAUGGGAAGAUGUCUGAAUUGGCAGCCGGAUGGAGUUUCGUUGGCAAUCCAUUAGGUAGGGCUCGCCCAUGCAAUGGGAAUAAUAUUAUUGAAGCAGUAUUUGAAGCGGGUUUGGGUCCAGAGGAAGAAAAUCAAUAUCAAUUGUUCAUUUAUGAAAAAUUUCCCAAACAUUCUCGUAUUAAGAUUUACUUUGAUUCUGAAGCAACAGUUACAUUGAACGAUGAUACCGUGGCUAGAAUAACACCAUUUUCAUGGAAGGACUUGUAUGUGGUAAUAAAUUUUUUUAAACCGGCAUCAGGAUUCGUCGUGGUCAUUAAAGGACCUAAAACGGGUACAGUGCCAUAUCCCACUUCUAUCAAUGUGAAUUCGGUGGAAUAUUGUAAGGAUCCAAAACCAGGAUUUCUCGACAAUAUUGUAAGAGGCUAUAAAGGAACAGCGCAUGUAUCUCUAUCAGUUCCAACUGGUUCAUGUGGGAGGCGCAAGGUGGUGCACACGGAGCUGAUUGUGAACGGUCAACCUACCAAGCCUGGAGACUGGCCCUGGCACGGAGCCAUAUACAGGCUGGAACAAUCCUCGGUGAAAUACGUUUGUGGUGGGACGUUGUUGUCAAAAUCUUUCGUAUUGACGGCGGCUCAUUGCACUACGAUCAAUGGAAAACCAGUGUUACCAGAGAUAUUGAGUAUCAUUUUUGGAAAGUACAACCUGAUUGGUGGUGACAUUGCAACUCAAGAGAGAGAGAUAUAUCAAAAUAUCGUACAUGCGGAGUACGAUCCUAAAAAACUAGACAAUGACAUCGCCCUAUUGAAAAUUAAGACUGAAGUAACAUUCGAUGAUUACGUCCAGCCUGCUUGCUUGUGGGAUCUGAAUGAUUAUAAAAAAAUACCAGUAGGAACAGUCAUGGGAACUGUGGUCGGGUGGGGAUUUAAUCACAACGAUCAACUAGCAAGCACCCUCCAUCAGGUGGUGCUCCCCAAAAUUUUAGACGGUCCGUGCAUUAAAAGUAAUACGGCCUUCUUCGGAAAAUUAUUGACCGACAAGAAAUUUUGUGCCGGAUACAGAAACGGUACUUCUGCCUGCAAUGGAGACAGCGGCGGUGCUUAUCAGGUGUUCGUCCCUGAUGUUUCUGGUGACUCUACAGCCAAUGCAACUGGUGCCUGGCACGUCCACGGCAUCGUAUCUCUAGCUAUAUCCCGACCUAAUGAACCUAUCUGUGAUAACACGCAAUACUCACUGUUUACAGAUGUCGGUCGGUUUGUUCCAUGGAUAAAGACAUAUAUUAAGACUGAUAAUUAAUUUUAUCAGUGUCUUUAUAUAAAAUAUAUUA